This is a messenger RNA of Penicillium coprophilum, 1209 nucleotides long. RefSeq names its product Plant methyltransferase dimerization. Gene Ontology annotation, molecular function: O-methyltransferase activity. Bases 1 to 1209 code for a protein of 402 amino acids. Lineage: Eukaryota; Fungi; Ascomycota; Eurotiomycetes; Eurotiales; Aspergillaceae. The transcript is spliced from 5 exons. The record is from RefSeq and is a predicted model, not a curated record.
AUGGAUAUCCAGCAUCUCCAGGGUCUUCUGGCAGAUGCCAAGGCUUCAAUUGAUCUUUAUGAGUCGACUCAAACCGACAACUUUCGAGUUGAAGCCCAGGAAAAGGCCACGCAGCUGGCGCGUGCGUUGGAACGACCCAAAGAUGCAAUCCUCAAGCUGUCCUUUUCUCCCGUCAUUCUCAUGGCUGUCAAGACAGCUGAUGAUAUGAAUGUAUUCUCCGUAUUGGCUCAGGCCACGGCCCCGGUUCCCCUGGGCAAAUUGGCUGCAGCAAAGCCGGCAGACCCUCUUCUAGUCGAGCGCAUUAUGCGAGUUCUAGUCGCCAAUGGCUUUGUUGAUGAGCCGGCUCCCAGCGAAUACCUCCCCACCGCGCUAUCUCGAGAAAUGACCAAUCGCACAUCAGUUGGCGUUGUGGGAUCACUCUUCCACGAAUUCCUGCCCUCAAUUCAAAAAGUUCCUGAAUAUCUCCAAUCGACCAACUAUCGCAACCCAGAUGAUCCCAUGUUCGCCCCUCUUCAAUACACCCACGAUCUCAAAGUAGAUGGAUUUACAUGGCUCUGUCAGAACCCGGAAGCUUUGACUCGAUUCAAUAGCUUCAUGGAAGGACAGCGUGCUGACCGUCCACACUGGGCCGACUGGUUCCCUGUUCGGAAACAGCUUCUCGAUCACCCAGACAUGACUCCCGAGACACCACUUUUGGUAGACCUUGGCGCUGGUCGUGGCCACGACUUGAUUGGAUUUAGGAAGAGGUUCCCGGAUGUCUCGGGUAGACUGGUAUUGGAGGAUCUUUCUUGUGUGAUUGACGAAGUGCAUUGCGCGCAGGACCUUGAGGCGGCGUCUAUUGACACCGUCGCGCAUGACUUUUUCGCUGAGACUCAACCGAUUCACGGGGCACGCGCGUACUAUUUCAAGAACGUGUUGCAUGACUGGUCGGACGAGAAAGCGACAAUCAUCUUUAACAACCUAAAGCCAGCUAUGAAGCGGGGUUUCUCCAAGGUUAUCAUGGAGGAGUAUAUUCUUCCUGAUCAGAAUGCUCGCUUACUUCCUUGCAUGACAGAUAUCGCUGUGAUGGUUUUCUGCUCGGGAUUGGAGAGAACCCGUCAGCGCUGGAGUAAUCUGCUAACAUCUGUUGGUUUGCGAGUCAUCAAAUUCUGGGUGCGUGAAGGCGACGGCUUGGGAAUCAUUGAAGCCGAAUUGGCAGAGAGCUCAUGA